Andrographis paniculata is the source of this 1142-nucleotide messenger RNA. RefSeq names its product zinc transporter 1. Bases 1 to 1107 code for a protein of 368 amino acids. The transcript is spliced from 3 exons. Lineage: Eukaryota; Viridiplantae; Streptophyta; Magnoliopsida; Lamiales; Acanthaceae. Gene Ontology annotation, cellular component: plasma membrane. Gene Ontology annotation, molecular function: zinc ion transmembrane transporter activity. The record is from RefSeq and is a predicted model, not a curated record. Gene Ontology annotation, biological process: zinc ion transmembrane transport.
AUGAUCAUCCACCAUCAUCUUCUCUUCUCCCUCCUCCUCUUUUUUUCGAUCGCCGCCGUCGGAUCAUCGGCGGCGGCGGAGACAUCCGACUGCACUUGCCGCCCCGAUCGGGAGGGCGGCGACAGCCAUGGAAACAGGACUGCCGCCCUCAAAAUCAAACUCGCCGCGAUCGCCGCAGUUCUUACCGCCGGCGGAGUCGGUGUCAGCCUCCCGAUCCUCGGCCGGAGAUUCCAAAUUCUCCGGCCGGAGAACGACAUGUUCUUCAUGAUCAAAGCGUUUGCUGCCGGCGUUAUACUCGCCACCGGGUUUAUCCACAUACUCCCUGACGCAUUCUUCACGCUGACGUCGCCGUGCAUCGCGGCGACGCCGUGGAGGAAGUUCCCGUUCACGGGAUUUGUCGCCAUGAUGGCUGCAAUCGGGACGCUGAUGGUCGACACGGUGGCGACAAGCUUCUACAAGAAAAUGCACUUCCGUACGUCAUCGUCGAAGCAGGUGAACGCUGACGAAGAGGACGGCGGCAGCGGCGGUGGCGGCGACAGCCACGCCGGCCAUGUCCACGUACACACGCAUGCGACGCAUGGCCACGCGCAUGGCGCGUCGCACGAUCCGAGCCUGUCUGAUCUCAUCCGACAGCGCAUAAUAUCGCAAGUUCUUGAACUCGGGAUCGUCGUUCACUCAGUGAUCAUCGGGAUCUCGCUUGGGGCGUCUGCGAGCAUCGCCACGAUCAAGCCCUUGCUCGCCGCCCUCUCGUUCCACCAAUUCUUCGAAGGAUUGGGGCUCGGCGGCUGCAUCUCGCAGGCGAAAUUCGAAUCGAUGACAACGACGAUCAUGAUGCUGUUCUUCUCAAUGACGACGCCGAUAGGAAUCGGAAUAGGCAUCGGGAUAUCGAGCGCGUACACAGACAACAACAGCCCCAAAGCCCUGAUUGUCGAGGGGAUUUUCAACUCUGCUUCAGCUGGGAUUUUGAUUUACAUGGCACUUGUGGAUUUAUUAGCUGCAGAUUUCAUGAACCCUAGAUUGCAGAGCAGCAUUAGGCUUCAAUUGGGUGCUCAUCUCUCACUUCUUCUGGGCGCUGGUUGUAUGUCUUUUCUGGCCAAAUGGGCAUAAACAGCAAUUAUUAUAUAUCAUUUCAAUUUCAAUAA